AGGUAUCAAUGACAAAUACACAUCUAUUUAGAAGACAAAAUAGAAAAUAGAAAAAAAAUCGCCCUCGCUUGGCGUUGUCUUCGUCUUCCUCCUCCACCGCUACCUCCCAUGAUCCCUUUUCCUCUCGUCUCUCCUGUACAAUACUGCUUCUUUCCCUUCUCGCUCCCCCUAUACGCGCUCCAUCCAUCGCUGUCCUUGUUUACUCCCAAAUACCCAUAGUCUUCUUAUGGCGAGCAUUUGGUUGCCUACCGCAGCGGCGCAGGCUCGCGGCGUUCCAAUUGCUGAAUUCUUGGGACGGCGCCGUCCAAAUUUGAAACCCCUCGGAAGAUGCAUCUAUAAAGAUAAUUUCUGCCUCAGAGCUGCAGUUUUCGGUUCGCCUACAUCCCCUAAUUCAGUGUCUUGCGCAGCCCCCUUGAUCUCUCUCCGCCAACAGCGGAUCAUGGCAAAGAUAAGAGACGUAGCUCAAGAAGUGAAGACGAGGGAGUUCUCCUACUCCUUCAGGUCGGAAAGAGGGGACCUUGUGAAGGCGGUGGUGGUGGGAGCUGAAGGUGUGAGCUUUGCGGUGCAUAUUGAGGUUUUCUCCAGCUUUGAUGACGGCCUAGUCUUGAUUUAUCAAGUAGCUGGGCCUGGUUCCUCGCGGUCACUUGUUGAAGAUGCCAAAAGUGAGACGAAUUUGAUUAGCGUUCCUUUUGUUCGAAUUUCUUUUGGGAGGUACGCAUUGGAUUUGGAGUUUGCUUUCGCAAAAGCUCCCUUUUUUCUGUCAUUUUUGCUGCAUUUAUCUUCUGGCGACGUGGAGAUUAGAACUCAUAGAAAGACGAACUUUCGCGUGCCUGUGGGCUUUGGACGAGGGUAUCCUGCUCCCUUGGGCGUAUCCUUUUCUGAUCAUGGAAUGGUCAAUUUCUCUUUGGUUUCAAGGACUUCUGAGAAGGUUAUACUAUGUCUCUAUGAUGAGAAAGCAGAGGUUCCAUCACUAGAGAUUGAAUUGGACCCUUACGUCAAUCGCACAGGCAAUGUUUGGCAUAUCACUGUGGAGAGCAUUGAGGGCUAUGCCAGCUACGGUUAUUACUGCAAGGAACCAUCAAAAAGAGGAGAUGCAUUUCAUGCACAUCGCCCGCUGCUAGAUCCAUAUGCGAAAAUAGUUCGAAAUCUUCAUCCUCAGCAAGGUGAAUCUUUGCUUCUCGGUUCACUGGAGAAGAAAACCUUGUUCAAUUGGGAUGGUGAUUCCCAUCCAUUUUUGCCAAUGGAGGAACUGGUGGUCUACAGAUUAAAUGUGGAGCAAUUUACCAAGGGUAAGUCUAAUGGGCUAUCAGAAGAUCUUGCUGGGACUUUUGUUGGCGUGAGCAAGAAAGUACAACAUUUUAAAGAGCUUGGUGUCAAUUCAAUCCUGCUAGAGCCAAUAUUUCCAUUUAAUAUUGAGAAAGGUUGUUACUUUCCAUAUCAUUUCUUCUCAGUGGCACAUCAGUAUGGUGAAGAGCGAAGUGCAGCUUCAUCCACCAAUUCUAUGAAGGAGAUGAUCAAGGCACUGCAUGCUGAAGGUAUAGAGGUCCUGAUGGAGGUUGUUUAUACACAUACUGGGGAGGGAUGUCAAGUAGUAUCACUCUGUGGCAUGGAUAGCUCUUUGUGUUACAAAGUCGACAAGGGGAAGCAUGGAUCAGAAACUAAUACUAUACUGAAAUGCAAUAAUUCCUUCAUCCAAGAACUGAUUAUUGACAGCCUCCGGUAUUGGGUGAUUGAGUUCCGUAUAGAUGGCUUUUGCUUCCUUAAUUCUUCUUUAAUGUCUCAAGGAGAACAUGGGAAUCACUUAUCGCGGCCACUUUUGAUGGAAGCUAUAGCAUUUGAUCCUGUGCUGUCAAAGACAAAGAUUAUUGCUGAUUGCUGGUCUCCUCUUAACAUGUCAUACAAGGAAUUCCAAGUUCCUCACUGGAAUCAUUGGGCAGAGAUGAAUGUGAGAUUUUGCAAUGAUGUGAGGAACUUCUUGAGAGGUAAUGAUCACUUAGGUGAUUUUGCUUCUAGACUUUGUGGUAGUGGUGAUUUAUUUUCUUCCAGGGGCCCAGCUUUUUCUUUCAAUUUUGUGACAAAGAACUUUGGGCUUCCUCUUGUCGAUUUGGUCAGCUUCAGCAGUGCUAAUCUUGCUUCAGAACUUAGCUGGAAUUGUGGUGAUGAAGGUCUUACAAAUACAAGUGCUGUGCUUGAAACACGCCUUCAACAAACAAGGAAUUUCUUGUUCAUCCUGUUUGUUUCGCUGGGUGUUCCAGUGCUGAAUAUGGGGGAUGAAUUUGGUUACUCUACUGGAGGUUCACCAUUGUACAAGGACAGGAAGCCGAUAGAUUGGACUCGUGAAGGAACAGGCUUUAGUAGACAAAUAAGACAGUUCAUUGCAUUCUUAAGCUCACUUAGAGUGCGGCGAAAGGAUAUUUUCCAGAGAAAACACUUUCUGGAAGCAGAAAAGAUUGUUUGGUAUGGAAGCAAUCAAUCUCAACCACAAUGGGAUGACUCGAUAUCCAAUUUCUUGGCCGUGGUCUUAAAAUCAGAACUGCAAUCUGAUAACUCAAAUUCGAGUAUUGGCAAUUUGUUUAUAUGUUUUAAUGCCAGUGAUCAACCAGAGACUACUGUUUUACCCGAGCAGUUGGAUGGAAGCGUUUGGUUUCGUCUUGUUGAUACUUCCCUUGAAUUUCCUGGAUUCUUUUCAAGUAGUUCUGAUACAAAUGUACACGAGUACGAAGGAUCAUCAUCUUAUGAACUGAAGCCUCAUAGCUGUGCCUUAUUUGAAGCUGAAAUAAGUACUCCCAAAUGAGGGAAUAACUAAAGAAACGAUAGUACAUACCCGUUUUC
Zingiber officinale is the source of this 2832-nucleotide messenger RNA. RefSeq names its product isoamylase 2, chloroplastic-like. The transcript has a single exon. Gene Ontology annotation, molecular function: isoamylase activity. The record is from RefSeq and is a predicted model, not a curated record. Gene Ontology annotation, biological process: starch biosynthetic process. Bases 227 to 2794 code for a protein of 855 amino acids. Lineage: Eukaryota; Viridiplantae; Streptophyta; Magnoliopsida; Zingiberales; Zingiberaceae.